AUGGAUCCUCGAGACAUAGAUAACCUGAAUGCGGUCUUGGAACAUGAUGCAAGCGUAAGCGAAGCAAUCAAGACGCAGGUGAAGGAAUUCGAUAAGAGAGUUCGAACAACCGGUAUGCUCUUGCUCGGCAUCGACGCCCGAAUCUCAUCAUUUCCCAGAUGGUCUACUGGGAAAAAUACACUCGACGCAACCUCAAUCGAGUAUGGCUCACUCGGUAUCCGCCUAGAACACUGGUUCACUUGGAUAGUGCCCGAACUGCUUGACGCUGUGGAUUCCGUCUUGCUCAGCUGUCGAGAAAUCACAGCGGCCAUCGCAGAAGCGGUUCCUGCAGAUCAAUUCUGGCGCUGGAAGGACUCUUGGAGCAACUCCCUACGGAGCUCAAUAUAUGCUGCAACUCUGGCCAACUUCUUGCGGAAUCGGUCUUUGCUUUCUCUUUCCGAUGUGUCGACCUUGCUAGGAGUUCAAGAGGAGUGGAAAGACCGAUUCGCCAUAGCCACCGAAGACUACCUACAUGGCCUCAUCAUCAUGUCUCGCUAUGCUGUCAACUCGGUGACAAUGGGUAACUACGAUGAGCCAAUGAAGAUCUCUGCGUUCGUCAAGGAGAUAUUUGCCGGUUUUACGAUGUUAAAUCUGAAAAAUGAUGCCCUCCGGAGAAGGUUCGACUCCCUCAAAUACGAUCUAAAAAAGAUUGAAGAAGAUGAUGCAUUGCCAACUCAUGGCUUUGAAGACGUCAGAAAAGUCUACCGCAAGCUAGGUGCAGGCUUGAACGAAAUCCGUGACAUAUCUGAGAAGGAUGUCAAGGCCAUCGACGACGUACUUGAGCGGCUGGACGUCCUCAUCAAUCUGAGCAAGCAGUCUGGGAGCUCUGCUCCAGAAAUUCAAAAACGCAACAAGCGUCCGCGUCCGCCGUCUCCGUCUGCCACGCCCGUCUCGUCGGGGUCCUCCUCUGUCCCGGCGUCUGCAAACCGGGUAUCCAUCACGCUGCCUGCUCGCAGCUCCGUGGGACCUUCUGGCCGCGAUAACAAGAUGCGGAGAGACGCGCAGACCAGACAGCAACUUCCCCUGCAGCAGAACAGGAAAGUCGUCUUCUAUCAACCUGCCGGAGAAGUGAUCGGUGGCGAGAAACCCAUUAUGACCGAGAGCCCUUGGAUCUUGGCUGUCGUGACCCGAAGUCCCGGCGGGGAUAAGUCACGUUUCGACUACGAGGUGCAAGAUCCAGAACCCCAGGACGAUGGCAAGCCUGGACUGCACUCGCUACAAAACGCCUCCAGAUGCCUUGCUUCCGCUGCCGGAUAUCAACGCGCCCAUUGGGGCUCCGUCACACCCGUCAUCUUGGAAGGAAUACGCCAGUGGCUCCACUGUCAUUGCGCUGUAUCCAGACACAAGUUGUUUCUACAAGGCAACGGUGAUAGCAUCUCCGAAGCAGAUGCAAAAUCCUGCGGGCGGCAGGGUGGGUGGUUCUAUUCUCUCAUCAUCCCGGCGACUAAGCUCGCACAGGACAAGGAGAAAGACAAGAAGGUCAUCUACAAGUUGCAGUUCGCCGACGACAACAAUCAAGAACAUCUGGUCUCUGCAGAGUGGGUGGUGGACUGGCCAGGCGACAGGCCUAUAAAGCCGAUUACGAUGACGUCAUACCCUUCUCGAAACAUCUGGUCAACUCUCUCAUUCUCGCCGACAUUCUACAAUCCACAUGACUACCUGCAGUGGACCUAUAUAAGUGAGACGUCUGUCCAUCCCAGCCCCUCAUCCAAAGUCAUGUCUCUCACUCGCCACUUCAUCAAUGACCUGCGCCCAUUCUUCCGCGUGCUGGACGACCCAUUCAAACCUGCCUCCUUUGUCCGCGCCCACGCAUUCUUCGAGGAUCGAUCCCCGCUCUCACGACCACUAUUACGCCGUCCGCCGAUCGAGAUCGCACAGUCCGGAGACAGCUAUGUCGUCCAAGCUGAGCUCCCGGGGGUAAAGAAGGAGAACCUCGAAGUGCGGAUCGGGGAUGCAGGCCGCAGCCUCACAAUUGAGGGCAAGGUUUAUAUCACUACGCCAGAAAAUGGCAGCGACUCGCCGCCGUCCAAGGACACGAAGCAAGAUGAUGUGACAACAGAAGUUAGCACUGAAGUCCGCGAAACGUCGACGGCCGUCUCUACUUUCACGCGGACGGUGUUCCUCGAGCAACCCGUCGACGGAAGCAAUGUGAGCGCCAAGCUCCAAGAUGGAAUCCUGAAGAUCCAGUUGAAGAGGGCACACGAUCAGGAUAGCGUCCUGGUCAAGGUCGAUUGAAUGUCGAGAAUGGUCUGUAGUACCAGGGCACUGUCCUCUCAUGUAUCUCUCUGUUCCCACUAGUCCCGUUGUGCACCCACUUUACACUACCAUAUUCCGCGUCUAUCUACAGUAUCUUAUUCCCUGAACAGUGAAAAUUUGAGAGCCGCACGAAUUUCAUCAUGCAGUCACUCAUCGUCAAACGCGUCUGAAGAGAAAGGACUGCGAUCACGCGGAAUACGAAACGCGCUUGCACGUGACGGAUCACAAAAGUCACUUGUACUACUACUUUGCAGUGACAAGACCCUCAGCAUGGCCGGGAUGAACAACCUUCUCGCAUUUUCCACCUGUCAUAGGCUCAUCAACAAGAGAUCUCUCUGGUCGUCUCUGAACCAAUCCACCAUCCGCACUGCAACUUACGCCACGAAGCCCAAACCACCGCUGCUGGGUCGGUACACGACCAUUCCGUAUGAGCUUUUCAGGAUAAACGCGAGUCAGAAGGUUAUUCUCAGGGACUAUGUGGACCAGCAGAAGAAAGGGAGGAGCUCUUAUGAUCUGGUGGUUCAUGAGGAUGGAUUGGUGCACCCCCGGCCGGGAGACACAUUCGACGGUGCACUCGCUGUUAGUCUUCUGUAGGAACGAUGGGACUAAAGCGUGCUGUAGGUCCAAAUGGCGCGUCUAUGCGGCCGGAUGGGGCUAUGCUGCAAGAGGUGGUGAGGAACUUUCGAGGGAAGAACACGACGAUAUACCGAAUCCUUCCUGGUACGUGCAGCAAAAGUCUCUUCCAUUAUGCUGCCCAUCAAACCCCCUUGACAGGCAAAGAGCUUCCCGAGGAUCUGAUACUCCUCCAUGAGCACUCCGACCACCAUUCUAUCCAGUGCCGGGUACCGAUGACGCUUGCCCAACUCAACAAAAAGGUUACGCAGUUUUGCAUCGAAAACUCGGAGAAGAUGACAAAGGAGGAAUUCGUGGAACGGUAUCCAUUUACAGUAUAGUAGCCAGUGUCCUCCCUGUAGACCCAGUCGAGUUAUCGGGAGCCGUGACCGACUGUCCGCUCAAUCAGAAAUGAUUCCCAAACCGUGACCGACUACCUUCUCCGACGCGUCAACUUCUGAGACUGGAGCCAGCUUGUACAGCCGUAGACCUCUCUCGUGCACCAGGCCAACCUACCACAAACUUUCAGUGCCGAUUCUGACUGCUCUAUCACUUACAUGGAAUCUGUGUCUGUCUCACUCAAUGGAACACCAGACUACGACCAUGAGCCCGAAUACGAUUUGGACCAAUCUGUAGAAGAGGACGUGGACCAACUGGCAUCCGAAAUGGAGGAAGAUGCUGUUGAAAGAACCCCAGGGGAGAGUCUGCUCCCAUCCCUGAGACUCGCAAGUAUAAUAGAGUCGGAAGGGAAACUGGCGCUCUCGAAAGAAGGCCUCUUCAUCCUCUCCAUCGCCACUGAAGAAUUUGUGAAGAGACUCGCUCAAGGCGGGCAUCGGCAGGCCAAGGCCGAAAGCCGCACUUGUGUCGUCUAUCGGGACAUGGCUGCAACGACUCAACAGUAUCAAGAGUUCAUGUUCCUUCGAGAAACCAUCCCCCAGCCUGUGUCCCUGUCUGAUGCACUUGAACUGAGAGAAUUGCGGGCCAAAGAGAUCCUGGAGAACGAGCCUGCUCUGAUUGCCCCCAUCGACCUGCCAUCUACGGCCAUCUCCACCGUCAAAUCGAGGCCGAAGACUCGUGUUGUCAACGGAACGGCGGAAAAGUCGACUCGGAACGCGAGUGUCAAUCGACCAGCCGAAGUUCGUCAAACAAUCACAAGGGCGGGUCAAGAAAACGCGACGCGCGUGUCAAGCGGACAAUCAAUAAACCCUGCGACGAGCAGUGUCCAGGUUCUCAGCUUUGUCGCCCAGCCAGCUUCGACGGGAGAAGAUGCCGAGAAAUCUAUUUCAUUGUCGAGCGUUGGCGGGGAGCCGCAAUAUACUCGAUCUCCUCCCGCGUCGGCCCUUGCGACUGUGGCUGGAAAGACACCUCCUGUUUCCAACGGCCCUACCAUUCGGAUCCCUGGAUUCACGAGCGUUCCACCACGGAGCAAAUCACCGGACCAGUCCAAGCCUUCGUAGCAGUCAGAUGCAGAUAGUUUGAGAUCACCUCUCUGCAUGUUUUUGUAGCUUGGUCAUAUGUCGUCGUAUUCCUCCUUCCUCCGCACUUGAUGUCCAUAUGAUCUCCAUUAUCUGACUUGAUUAUGCAAUCAGUCCUCCGAUAAUCGUUAUCGCACCUGGUUUAUCUCGAGCCAUAAUGUCGGCCAGUCUCCCAGUCAUCAAUAUCGCUCCAUACCUGGACUUGGAGAAGUACGAUCUCGCGGCAAGGCAGGAGACCUCUCGGGCCUUACAUUCUGCCUGCAUCGAAUUCGGCUUCUUCUACUUGGACAUCUCAGAUUACGUCGAUCCUAGCGUCCCCGAGGAGCUCAUAACUCUCGCAAGACAAUUCUUCGCGCUGCCGCAGGAAGAGAAGGAUGCGUUCUCGCUGAACAAUCAAGACGGAGCGCGAGGGUAUCAACGACUGAAAGAGAAUGUCACGAAUGGCAAAGCAGAUAACCAUGAAGGCUUUGACUGGUACAAGCCUGUAGAGAACCCAGAUAAGGACAAACCGCUGUGGGGUGAGAAUCAGUGGCCCACCGUCCCGAGGGAAUUCAAGGAGAAGUACGAGGCAUGGAUCGACAAGAUGACCGCACUCGGGCUGAUAACUUGAAUAGAAUGUCGGUUGGACUGGGGAUGACUCCAGAUGAAUGGCAGGAGCUCCGGAAACAGGUGGACGACAGCUUCUGGGUUAUGCGCGCAAUCGGCUACCCCCCUUUGCCCAGCGACGAAGAUGGAUUCUCAUGUGGUGCACACAAAGACUACGGGUGUCUUACGCUCCUGUAUGCCGAUCCGACCCCUUCAGCUCUUCAAGUGUAUCGUAGGAAUGGAUCCGCGAGGGGAGUCUGGAUCAAUGCAGAUCCGCUUCCUGGCUGCAUUGUGUGCAAUAUUGGGGAAAUGUGGGAAAUAUGGACGAACGGUCUCUACAAGUCAACGCUGCACCAGGUGGUCCAUCGUUCAUCCAACUAUCGAGUAGUAUUCCAUUCUUCUUCGAACCUAAUUUCGACGCAUUCGUGAAGCCACUGGAAGCCGUCAAACGAAUCCAAGGGAACUCGGGUGAAGGCAAAGUCGAACGCUCACCCGUUAUCUAUGGCGAUUUUUUGAAAUCAAAGGUUGCCAACAACUUCACCGGGGAAAAGGAAAGUAUGAUUGAGAAUCUACCUGAGGCUUAUUGGUCCAGUGUCCGUAACAUCAUACUGUGAAUUAUCUAGACGAGACGCUUAUCGAUUAUCAAUCAGUAGAAAAUGAUAAUUAGUGGAGAGAUCAUCUGACAUCUUCACGAUUUCUUUUCCGUCCCCGUCCCCGAAUCAUGGAUUUCCAAACUAGCGUCUCCAAGUUGAAGUCUCCUCUGAAGGAUCUUGUGCUGGCCUUCUCCAAAAACGGAACGGUUCAUGUCGGAAAGCAGGAGGCAGAUUCGCGCGCCGUGAUCGACUGGAUCGCGCAGAUUGAGAAGGGCACAUCGGUCAACGAGCCUGGGCUCAAGGCUUUGAACGCUGAGCUAGUGCCGAAGACUUACCUCGUGAACAACUAUCUGACCGCUGCCGACGUUGCUCUCUUCGGCGCCCUUCACCCUGUUAUUUCAACAUCACAACCGGACCAAUACUUCGCUCAUCCCAGUGUGACGCGCUAUUUCGACCACAUCCAGUCGCUGACCGUCGUACGCGAGGCUGCAGACGCGUUUUCUCCUGCGUUUGCUGCGGUCGCAUUCGAUUUCACUAAGGCUCCUGUCGUUGAAAGGACAGCCGAGGCACCCAAGAAGAAGGAGAAGAAGGCACCCGCGGCGGCUCAGGAACCUGCAGCCAGCACAUCCGCAGCACCGCCUGCGGUCUCUGGUGCGUCAGGAGCGGAGACUGCCGCCCCUGCGAAGGAGAAGAAAGAGAAGAAAGAGAAAGAGAAGAAGAAAGAUGCUGGUCCUGACGCUGGAGGCAAGAAGAAGGGCGCUGCUCCAUCAAAGGCCGUUGCUGCAGAAGAGGCUGGUGAACCUGUUCCCUCGAUGAUCGACCUCCGUGUUGGUCACAUCGUCGACAGUGAGUGUCCGCAUAGUUGUUCAUCGUAUGCUGAUAAGUGCAGUCAUGAAACACCCGGAUGCUGACGGUCUUUACGUCGAGCAAAUUGAUAUCGGCGAAGAGACUGGCCCACGGACAGUAGUCUCUGGCCUCGUGAACUAUAUCCCCAUCGAACAGAUGCGGGACAAAUAUCUCGUUGCUGUCUGCAAUCUCAAGCCGGCAAGCAUGCGCGGAGUAAAAAGUUUUGCGAUGGUGCUUUGUGCGACCUCAAAGGACGGGAAAGAGGGCGGCAUCGAAUUAAUCCAGCCCCCUGCUGGUGCGAAGCCAGGCGAUCGAGUCUACUUUGAAGGGGCUGAAUUUGAAGCUGCCACUCCUCUCAGCCAGCUGAACCCAAAGAAAAAGAUAUUUGAGACAAUCCAGCCCGGAUUUAUCACAUUGGACUCUAAGGAGGCGGCUUGGAUCAAUCCCGCGACAAAAAGCGUCCACAAGAUUCGAACGAAGGAUGGCGUCUGUGUGGCGCCCACUCUGAUCGGUGCCUCCUUGUCGUAGACCAGUAUAUUGUGAAUAUGAUAGACUCUUGCAUAC
Molecule: messenger RNA, 6970 nt
Organism: Mycena citricolor
Lineage: Eukaryota; Fungi; Basidiomycota; Agaricomycetes; Agaricales; Mycenaceae
Source: the annotation of a GenBank genome assembly